Owenia fusiformis is the source of this 951-nucleotide messenger RNA. NCBI's taxonomy places the organism in Eukaryota, Metazoa, Annelida, Polychaeta, Sabellida, Oweniidae. The record is from the annotation of a GenBank genome assembly.
AUGCAGCAUAGAUGCUGUGAAGAAUAUCCGUAUAUAGAUUUUUCAAAGGUCAGUGUGCCUCUGUACAACAUCAAUUGGUGGGAACCAGAUUUUUUCUGCACUGCACUUCUAACUAUACUUUGGCCAGUACUCAGGCAUGUGUGCUCACGAUUGGAUGGAUGGCACACUGAAUGGAAAAGAUACAAGGCUUUUAUGAUCCCUUUAUUGGUGGGAGGGGGCUAUGUAUAUCUGUUAGUCAGAUACACAGAGACAAUGAAGUACCAACCAAGGUGGCUGCUGCUACGAAGCAAUGGUUUACUUUAUACUGGAUACACUGCCUGUAUCAGUGGCAUUGUUAUGGUCCUUAUGAAUGUGCUGUCACAGAAAGAUACAUUUGAGAAGUUGCAGGAGUUUCUAUGGAGUUGGAAGGUCUUCCUAGCCCUGAUCCUAUGUCAUACAGGGCUUGCGCUUGUGUUUGCCAGCCAAGCAGGGCUUUUCCUGACCUUUGUGUUGGUUCUCACACAGGCUGCUAUUACAGUUUUACAAGAGGAGCAUGACACACCUACCAACCAUGAGAAAGUAGAAUAGUGGGCCAUAAGGUGAAGAUAUUAUGCCUGUGUGUGAACUAUGUAUUUUUAGCAUGGCUAAUCAAAGUUUAAAACUGUGUAUACUUGCUAGUAAUACUUGCAUAAUACCAUGGACUUUCUUUACCUAUAGCUCAUUUUACAUCAUUGAAUUUGACUUGAUAUUCAAGAAAAAUUGACUUUUGGUGCUAUGAACAUUUCCAGUUUUAAAAAGGAAUAUACAGUAUUAAUUGUAGUUUUUAUAGACAAUGUAUUUGUAUAUGAUCCAAAGUUUGAAAAUGACUUGCCAUGCAGUUGUAACUCUGCUGGGGAGAUUCGAUUGAAUCAGAAUAUCUAAUACUACAACUGUGCCAGAGUUGAAAAUUAAAUGUUUGUUUAGUGGCACAUA